Molecule: messenger RNA, 3127 nt
Organism: Schistosoma haematobium
Lineage: Eukaryota; Metazoa; Platyhelminthes; Trematoda; Strigeidida; Schistosomatidae
Exons: 2
Coding region: 150-1421 (423 amino acids)
Source: RefSeq, a predicted model, not a curated record
GUGUACCGCUAGAGGAAGUGUUAUUUUCAAAAAGCCCUUCCAGAUGCCUGUUGUUCAUAUGUCCUCAUGUGUUACUUUUUCGUAUCUAAUUGUGCUAACUUGCCGAAGAAACUCACCCAUAACAAUCGGAAACCGUUCAAAAUUCUUCCAUGGCAGAACACUGGUCAGUCGGACCCACAGUUCAUUUUGGUUCACAUUCGCUUCUUCCCUCCACUGACCUUCAAAUAUUGUGGGACCUACUUCAGUGUAGGGACUGCUGGUUCAGACGCAUUUAUCACCAACUUGCUGCCAACGAACUUCGGUCAAAUUCAGUUGUGGCACUAAGCCCUCGGAAAAGUUCAAUCCCUUCUGUUCCCUUCCAUAGCCUUACGAGAGCGAUCCAAGCAGUCUUACGUGGCCUCAAUCUAAAUCGUAAAUGCCCAUCAAAACUAGACACGAAAGCGACCAACUUAGCAUCAUUUCUGCAUUUGCAUAUAAAGACUAGUUAUCAUCAUAUAACUGUAGUCAGUACCAAAUUCUGUAUCAAAAGACAGUAUUGGGUCUGCCCUUCUCAUGGACGUCGUCUGUUCGAUUUGCUAUACUGUAGUGGCAACUUUAGUAUUCCGGAGCGGAAAGAUGGGUUAGACUUCGAUUUAACUAUUCGUUCAAUAAUCCCUCAGGGUCAAUCUGAUUUCUUUCGAUCUGUUCAGCUUUCAAGCUCCUCAGAUGAAAGUGAUGAACCGGAACAGACUUUUUCUGUUCAGAUCCACACUCCAGAGCUGUAUAUAGUAAAGCCAAAUCCAGAAGGUUCUCACAAUCAUUUGUCUACGAAGGCAUGUUCCACCGAACCCAAAAAAUUCAUAAGCAAACAACUUUAUGAAGUCAACAGGAAAUGGUCGUUCAAAUACAGUGUAAAUGACUUAAACCAUAAACAUCUGUACAGUGAAAACGACGCUCGACAUACCUGUGAUUCUCACAAUGAAAGAAAACUAGAUGGUCCAAAACAUGUGCAUUUUCCUAGGGGGAACCCUAUCUCUGCUGUAUACAAUCUUUAUACAUAUGCUACAGCAAGCAGGUUGGAAAGGUCUAAUCGUAUUUGGGAAAUAGAAGCAAGGUCUCGCUACUUCGAUCGUUUGAAGUAUUUAAUAUCAAAUGGUUUCGAGGCUGACCUAGCAUCCCAGUUGGCAGGAGAUGAUGAAUCUACGGAAAUUCACUCUAGUGUUAAUAAAGCUCUUGACAAUAAAGCAUGCAAACAAGACAAUCUCAAACCGACGAAUAUAAUAUCUAAGCGUUCAAAACCUCGACAUCGCAAACGUAAUCGAAAACGUGGAUCCAACCCAGUAUCCCUGUUAUCUUCACAUUCACAUAAUGCAACCGACCCUAGUAUUUCACGAAAUAAAAUUGAUGAUAACUAUCAGAAAUGUGUAUCCCUUGCACAAUAAUUAUCAGGUUAAGCAGAUGUCCUUUGAGCUUUUGUCUCAAUUUAUUGUACAGUUUUCAUUAAAAUCUGUGAUAUCUGUCAGUGAUUUGAUUGCACGUUAUUUUUUAUACAGAAUCUCAUUAAUUCGAUAUAAACUACUGUUCUCACUUGUCAUUGUUUUCAGAUUUUUAUCUAGUGUUAGCUUUCUUAGACUAAUCUAUGUUAAUAUUCCAAAAGUACAGCUUUUAAGAAUCGUUAUUUCGUGUCAUUAACGUAGACAUGUUUUUGCUCGCGAAAAAGUGUAAUUCAGAUAUAAUCAGUUCUUAGCGGUAUAUUGAAGUAAGGUAUUAAGUAAUUCUUUGACUCUACCUGUGUCUUGAUAUGUCAUUAAGUCAGUGACGUUUUGCAAUAAAUGAGACAAACUUUAUGAAAUUAAACUAAAUUGUUUUCCACUCAUCUAGGAUGCCAAAAAUGAAAAAGAUUUUAUCAUACUCCAAUUCAGUGUCAAAGAACGAAUUAGGGUUUUACUGCAUAAUUGAAUAGCUAAUAGGUAAAUAUUUAACUUAUGACAAUAUUAAUUAUAGAGGUUCCACACUAAUGCACAGCAUAACAUUUAGCUCAUAAUGCGUUGUAUGCCUGUGUUUGUUUCUGCUGUAAAUAUGACAUCUAAGAUCCUGCGAGCUCAAAUAAAUUCGAUGGGUCGAGACCAAUAAUCUUAGAUUAAACCCAUGAACGGUACUGUUACGUGAAUACUGCAAGUCCACUGUUUGUGGCGUUUCUCUGCUCAGCUGUACACUAUUUUCUGUAGAUGGAAAUCUGUUUGAAGUUGGAUGAACGAACUGUGACCUUAAAGACUACUAAAUUUGUGUCUGCCACUUCAUUUCCACUUGAAUUUGUCUAUAUCUUAAACAUCCAGCGUGCUGAUUGUGUAUCUCAAAAGGACUUAUUUUCUUUUCGGAGAAAAAUACUUAAUAUAACACUGAAAAUUUGAGUACUUUGCAUCGUUUGAUGUAUAUAUGACUACCUACAUACAUAAAGUCACCUGGUAGCUGAGUGUAUGGAAUUGUCAAUCUUCUACAAACAAGUAACUAAAGAUGUGAUAAAUAUUUACUGUGAUUACAAAGCAUUCUAGUAGUUUUGGUUUUACGCACUCAGAAAUCGUAACACAGAGGUGUUUUCUCGGAAAAAUAUUUAAGUUUUUGUUUUUAUGUAAUAAAGAUCAUUUAACCCUACAUAUUUUAAUUUUUGGUGUGGGAGUAAGUUGGGAAAAUUACCGACAUUCAAAUCAAAAUGUGAGUCAUCGAGUUAAUUUGUCCCAUCCAACUAAAUUGUUUGCCUUCACUUUGUCUUUCACUAUCAGCAAUAUUAUUGUUAUCGUUUCAACCUCUCUGAUUCUCAUCAUGGUAAUUUCCUUUUUUUGUGUUGAUGUAAUGUGGAUACUUGAACUGAUGUACAUUCGAUCCAGAUGCGAUAUUGUCUCGGAGUGAUUAAGUAAGAUACAACAUAGUUGGGCAAAGGUGGAAAAUGUCUGGUAGUGUGUUGCCCAGAAUAUGUACUUUCUAUGAAAUCUAACUAGAAAUUCCUAGCUACCUUUUUAAAGGAUGACAUAACUGGAACUAAAUCGGAAUCUUAUUUCCUAUACAAAAGAUAGUUAUGAUCUCCAUCCUAUUUUUGCAUGUCAUUGACCUCAAGAAUCGUUUAAAAAGUGACCUGUGGAAUAUAGUGAAC